Molecule: messenger RNA, 804 nt
Organism: Aspergillus puulaauensis
Lineage: Eukaryota; Fungi; Ascomycota; Eurotiomycetes; Eurotiales; Aspergillaceae
Exons: 2
Coding region: 1-804 (267 amino acids)
Source: RefSeq, a predicted model, not a curated record
AUGUCUUCAACCUCAGAUCAGAAGAAUGAAUCGCCCUUUACAGAUCCACCAGUCAAAUUCAAAGUGGGCAGCAGUGGAAAGGUUUACUAUGUCCACCCGGGGGUCCUGCUGCCAUUCUCCUCAUCCGCGCUAUGCACGCGGAUACAUGGAUCUUGGAAAGGCACGAAUGAUGAUACGGUGGACUUGACUGACGACGAUGAGCAUACUAUUGAGAAUGUUAUCGACUUUUUCUAUACGCGGAAAUACCACCCUGCACAGCUUUUACCGGGGCUCCCAAUGGUGAUGGAUUACGACUCAUUGGAAAGCCCUCUAGAGACUGAUGCCCUCGAGAUACUGGCCCAUGCCAGAGUAUUCUCUUUCGCCCAUAUAUAUCUCAUAUCAGAACUGGAAUCAUAUGCAACAGAGCGCCUCACAAAAUGUCUUGCCGGCCUGGAAGGCUAUUACAUCGAGAUGUUGCCACAUCUCGCGGAGGCAAUCCGUGUCAUAUAUGGCACAACGCCUAAUAUUUCCCAAAAUGCUGCCAGACCAUUGCUGUCUGAUUUUACUGCGCUCAAGUUUAGCACGCUGUCUGGUGCUCUCCUUGACGAUCUUAUGGCGGAGUUUAGUGAUUUCAGAGUAGAUGUCUUGGGCAAGCUUGCUGGACGAAUCAAGGACAUGAACCUUAACAUUAUAAAGCUCGAGGUACAGUGUGCACAACUGGAUGAGGAGCUGUUUGAGUCCAAGGACCAAGUGGAGGGCUGGGAGACUUGGAACCGCAGCCUGCCUUUGUCAAAUCAGAGGCCAGAAUACGCAUUAUAUCACUGA